AUAUGCAGUUUAAUGUUAUUAAAUAUCGGUCAGAUUAUAUAUUUCUAUAUGGCUAGUUAUAAAGAAGAGAAAGAGAAGGAAGAGGAGGAGGAGGCGGCGGCGCUGGUGGUGAAUGGUGAAGAAAAAGAGGAGGAGGUGGUCGUCUAUGAAUGUCUUAAAAAUGAUUGGAUGAAAAGCAUAACUAGUGAUUGUUUAACAUACUUCAGCCAAUUGAUUGCAGACCGUCAACCCUCUUCACUGUGGGAAGUUUGUUUAACUCAUUUCUGUAUAGAUUUUCUAUUAUUCUAUUUAAUACACAAUCAUUGUACGCUGAAUAAACUAGUGCAGGUGGAUACUCUAACCGCGUAUAUUGAUCGAUACGAGGCUAGUCGAAAGUCUUGUGAGUAUAUAAAACCGAAAGUGACAAGUUAUUUAAUUAGACAUUUAUUUUCAACUUAUAGAAAGAUUUUGAUAACUAAUGGUUUGAAUACAGACUGAGAUAUGUUGUAAUGUGGUACCUUCAAUGGAUCCAUAGAAAAAUAAGUUGAUUUUGUGUAUAUAUACGUGUAGAUAUAUGCUAUUCGCCUUCUUUCCUCUUCAGAGUAUUUUGUCUAUUCACAACUUUGCCUAUCUUCAAGUACGCAUUUCAACGAUUUUUGUAAAAUUUAUUCUAUUUUUGUACAAUAGUAACGAAAAACAAAAAAAUAAAAUUCUUUCCUGAA
Molecule: messenger RNA, 701 nt
Organism: Trichobilharzia szidati
Lineage: Eukaryota; Metazoa; Platyhelminthes; Trematoda; Strigeidida; Schistosomatidae
Source: the annotation of a GenBank genome assembly